Molecule: messenger RNA, 1281 nt
Organism: Periconia digitata
Lineage: Eukaryota; Fungi; Ascomycota; Dothideomycetes; Pleosporales; Periconiaceae
Source: the annotation of a GenBank genome assembly
GCAGUCACAAUGAGGUUUUCCACACUUGCAGCUAUGCUUCCACUUGCUGGGCUUUCCAGUGCAAGUGCCAUUCCCAAGCGACAAGACGAGAGCGUCGCUGCGACCGGGUACAAGAACGUUGCCUACUUUGUCAACUGGGCAAUCUACGGCCGCAACUUCCAGCCGGCCGACCUCCCCGGAAACGAGCUCACCCACGUGCUCUAUGCCUUUGCCAACGUGCGCCCCGACUCUGGAGAGGUCUACCUUACAGACACAUACGCGGAUAUCGAGAAGCACUACCCCACAGAUUCCUGGAACGAUGUCGGCACCAACAUGUACGGUUGCGCUAAGCAGCUCUACCUGUUGAAGAAGAGCAACCGCAAAAUGAAGGUGCUGCUGUCGAUUGGCGGUUGGACCUACUCAUCGAACUUUGCUCAGCCCGCUAGCACGGCCGCGGGACGAUCUAAGUUUGCCAGCUCGGCUGUGGCCAUCUUGAAGGAUCUGGGGUUCGAUGGACUCGAUAUCGACUGGGAAUAUCCUGCAGAUUCCACUCAAGCUGCCAAUAUGGUCUUGCUUCUCCAAGAGACUCGUAGACAACUCGAUGAGUACGCUGCUGCAAACGCCAACGGACAGCACCUCUUGCUCACCGUUGCUUCACCUGCCGGACCCGUCAACUACGAGAAGCUCGAUCUCGCCGGUAUGGACAAGUACCUCGACUUCUGGAACCUCAUGGCCUACGACUACUCUGGCUCUUGGGACACCAACGCCGGCCACGACGCAAACUGGAACCCCUCUUCCUCCAACCCAGCCAGCACUCCCUUCAACACAGCCCAAGUGAUCGCCUACUACACCUCUCACGGCGUCGCUGCCUCCAAGAUCGUUCUCGGCAUGCCGCUCUACGGCCGCUCGUUCACGGCCACCGACGGCCCCGGCAAGCCCUUCUCGGGCGUCGGCCAGGGCUCCUGGGAAGCUGGCGUCUACGACUACAAAGCGCUCCCCCAGAGCGGCGCUCAGGUCACCGAGGACUCCAGCCUGGUCGCUAGCUGGAGCUACAAUGCUGGCUCGCGCACCUUCAUCAGCUACGACACGCCCAACAUCAUCCGCCAGAAGACGGAGCUCAUCAAGAGCAAGGGUCUCGGUGGCGGCAUGUGGUGGGAGAGCAGUGGUGACAAGGACGGAAGCGAUAGUUUGAUCACGACUUAUGUCAACGCUGUCGGCGGUGUUUCCGCUCUUGAUGGAUCAAACAACCUCCUCAGCUACCCUGUCUCCAAGUACGACAACCUCAAAGCAAACAUGCCCUAG